AUGUACCGUUUCCCGCUUCAUUUCCUCCUUUACACAUGCGCCAUUUUGUCUCUACUGGCGCUGGUAGAGAUCUCAUUUUUCUACAGCAAUCAGAAAGAUGAGCAACAAUACGAAAUCCAUAAAUAUUCAAUGGAAGACGAGUCGGCGAUUAAUGAAAGUGUCGACUUUGAACUGAAAAAGCGUCGUUUACCCGGAUGUCUUAUUAUUGGAGCCAGGAAAGGUGGAACUCGAGCGCUCCUCGACGCGUUGGCUCUUCAUCCAAUGAUCCGAGCGGCCAGAAGAGAGGUUCACUUUUUUGAUCGAAAUGAUACUUUUUCGCGGGGAAUCGCUUGGUAUAAAGAUCAAAUGCCACUUUCAUUUCAUCACCAAUUAACAAUCGAGAAAACACCAGCCUACUUUCCAUCAUUCGUAACUCCGGAAAGAGUCUUUCAGAUGAAUUCAAAAAUGAAAAUCAUUGUGAUUUUGAGAGAGCCCGUUAUUCGAACGAUCAGUGAUUACACACAGGUCUACUACAAUCGUUUAGAGUUGAAAAAGUCAUUGCCACUUUUUGGGGAAGUUGUUUUCCGAAAUGGAACUGAUCAGAUUGAUACAGAUUAUAAACCUGUUAGGAAUUCACUUUAUGAGAUUCAUUUAAGAUCUUGGCUCAACUAUUUUCCCCUUUCGCAAAUCCAUAUCGUCGAUGGAGACAAAUUUGGGAUCGAUCCGCUUCCAGAGUUACGACUGGUAGAGAGUUUCUUGAAUGUUCCGCAUCUUAUCAACUCCUCAUCUCUUGUCUGGGAUCAACGAAAAGGGUUUUUCUGUUUUCGAAAGAAUCAACGCCAACCACCGCAUUGUCUCGGGGAUUCAAAGGGUCGAACCCAUCGCCCAGUCUCAUCAUCAACACGGGAAAAUCUCCGAAAAGCUUUUCUUCCGUACAAUGAGCGACUUUUUGCGUUAAUUGGUCGACGAUUUCGAUGG
This is a messenger RNA of Mesorhabditis belari, 957 nucleotides long. NCBI's taxonomy places the organism in Eukaryota, Metazoa, Nematoda, Chromadorea, Rhabditida, Rhabditidae. The record is from the annotation of a GenBank genome assembly.